AUGUCCUACCCGCAGGGCUACCUGUACCAAGCGCCCGGCUCGCUGGCGCUCUACUCGUGCCCCGCGUACGGCGCGUCGGCGCUGGCGGCGCCGCGCAGCGAGGAGCUGGCGCGCUCGGCGUCGGGCUCCGCGUUCAGCCCGUACCCGGGCUCGGCGGCCUUCACGGCACAGGCGGCCACCGGCUUUGGCAGCCCGCUGCAGUACUCGGCCGACGCUGCCGCCGCCGCGGCCGGCUUUCCGUCCUACAUGGGUGCACCCUACGACGCUCACACGACCGGGAUGACGGGCGCCAUCAGCUACCACCCCUAUGGCAGCGCGGCCUACCCAUAUCAGCUCAACGACCCCGCGUACCGCAAGAACGCCACUCGGGACGCCACGGCCACGCUCAAGGCCUGGCUCAACGAGCACCGCAAGAACCCCUACCCCACCAAGGGCGAGAAGAUCAUGCUGGCCAUCAUCACCAAGAUGACGCUCACGCAGGUGUCCACCUGGUUCGCCAACGCGCGCCGGCGCCUCAAGAAGGAGAACAAGAUGACUUGGGCCCCGAGGAACAAAAGCGAGGAUGAGGACGAGGACGAGGGCGACGCAGCGAGGAGCAAGGACGAGAGCCCCGACAAGGUGCAGGAGGGCAAUGAGACCUCCGCGGAGGACGAAGGGAUCAGCCUGCACGUCGACUCGCUCACGGAUCACUCGUGCUCGGCCGAGUCUGACGGGGAGAAGCUACCGUGCCGCACCGGGGACCCCCUGUGCGAAUCGGGCUCGGAGUGCAAGGACAAGUACGACGACCUGGAGGACGACGAGGACGACGAGGAGGAGGGCGAGCGGGGCCUGGCGCCGCCCAAGCCCGUGACCUCGUCGCCGCUCACCGGCGUGGAGGCGCCGCUGCUGAGCCCCCCGCCGGAGCCCGCACCCCGCGGGGGCGGCGGCGGCAAGACGCCCCUGAGCAGCCGGACGUCGCCAGGCGCGCCGCCGCCCGCCAGCAAGCCCAAGCUGUGGUCGCUGGCCGAGAUAGCCACGUCGGACCUGAAGCAGCCAAGCUUGGGCCCGGGCUGCGCGCCCCCGGGGCUGCCUGCGGCCGCCGCGCCCGCCUCAUCCGGGGCCCCGCCCGGCGGCUCGCCCUACCCCGCCUCGCCGCUGCUCGGCCGCCACCUCUACUACACGUCGCCCUUCUAUGGCAACUACACAAACUACGGGAACUUGAACGCGGCGCUGCAGGGCCAGGGGCUCCUACGGUACAACUCGGCGGCCGCGGCUCCCGGCGAAGGGCUGCACGCGGCGCCCAAGGCGGCCAGCGACGCGGGCAAGGCGGGCGCGCACCCGCUCGAGCCCCACUACCGGCCCCCGGGCGGCGGCUACGAGCCCAAGAAAGAUGCCAGUGAGGGCUGCACCGUGGUUGGCGGGGGCGUCCAGCCCUACCUAUAGAAGGGCCAGCGCAGCGUGCAAGUAAGUGGGCACCCUGUGCUUCCCACACCCUGGGGAGCCUCGCAGCACCAACUGCACUGUACACUUGCUUAAUGUGUUUUUCUUGCUUCCUGUCAUGAGGUUGGAAGAUAGAGCAUUUCAAUCUCCUUUGGCCUUUUUUCUCUUAAAGGGGGAGAGUGCCUGUUCUGUUUUGUAGAUUCCCUAUUUCUGGCUCAAGUUCUGUUUUGAAGAGUCAUUCCUUAAACUGCAAUAUAUAUUGCACCACUGCUGUUCUUUUCUCUUUGAAAAAAUAGAUUAUUAAAAUCUGGGCAUUUGAAUGCAUUUUGGAGCCAGUUUUACUGUGCUAGACACAUACUAGACAGUCGCUUUGAUGGGCUAGCACCACUGAGACUUGAAGUCUCAAAAACCUUCAUAGAUGAUGUUUACAGGCUAAGACUGAAGACACACCAGGAGUGCUAGUCUUUCAUCAGCCCUGCCCGCCCGCAUGUCCACAUGGACCGGACAGGACUCUGAAGUUCUCCUGGCUCACAGCAGUUUCUCAAAAAAUAUGUUACUUUACAACUAGACAAAAUUACUAAUCACAGAUCUUGAAGAUGGGCGAGGUGGAACCAUUUCUGAUCAACUCAUUUCCUAAUGUGAUGGUGUCAGUGUGGAACUGAAGGAUUUGGGAUGAUUUGGUUUUUUCCUUGGUCCACAGGUAGGUGUCACAAUUGCUUUGGAAAAAAAAAAAAAAAAGUCAGCAGGCCAUUCUCCCUUCCCAAGCUUAUAAACACAUAGAUACAAACACCAGAUGUCUAAAUCGGGACCACAUCUUGUGCCACUGUAAACGAGAAGGAUCCACCCAGCACUGUCCACCCACAGACUCUAGCGAUUGGAACAGACUAUUGUUGGACAUACGUGAAUUUGUCGGCAUAGUAUAGCUUCCCCAAUGUAUUUGUGACUCUUGGAAACAAUCUGUUUUUCUCAGGAUAUCUUGAAUUGAUCACUUCAUUGCCACGGUAUAUAUUCUAUAGGUGUGAUAGGAUUUACUGUAAAGUUUAUUUGUAAAAGAUGUACACAGUAGAAAUAAAACGUGAUUGAAGAACUUGAGUACUUCAGAAGUGGAAACAAAUUUGAUAUUUAUUUUUAUAAUGAUAUAAAGCUUCUAGUAAUUUAUGCAAGUUGUAUUGCAAUGGAAUCUAAGCUUUUUGUAAAUAAAUUCUGCCUGGUUUUUAUUUGAACAUUGCUGGUUAUACAAUCUUUGUUGGUUGUUUAACAUGGAUUCUUUACUAAUUUAUAUCUUAAAUUGUAAAUAAAAACAGACUAGUCUACAAUAAUAUGGUGUUUGGGGCUGAUUUUUCCUAGAAGAGAGAGGUGGGUUUGGAGCCACAGGGGAUGAUGACCUCCAGGUGAUCUGGCCUCUCCUUCUCAGUGAAAAGCUGUGUGAGAUAAACUCUCCUUUCUUAUGCUUAUUAAAAAGAAAGGCAGACGAAAGAGAAAUGCGCAGUAGGGAGAUACAUGUGGUUCUAGAUUAUUUAUAUACAAAUGUAUUGCAAGAAAAUUAAGAUUUUUUUGUGCUCUGAAUAUGCAAAUUACUUGUUAGUGUAAAUUUUUAAAACUAAGCAAAAUAUAAUAAAAUGAUCUGACACCCCUA
This is a messenger RNA of Lemur catta (Ring-tailed lemur), 3055 nucleotides long. RefSeq names its product iroquois homeobox 2 (gene IRX2). Gene Ontology annotation, cellular component: nucleus. Gene Ontology annotation, biological process: cell development; neuron differentiation; regulation of transcription by RNA polymerase II. The record is from RefSeq and is a predicted model, not a curated record. Bases 1 to 1422 code for a protein of 473 amino acids. Lineage: Eukaryota; Metazoa; Chordata; Mammalia; Primates; Lemuridae. The transcript has 4 exons. Gene Ontology annotation, molecular function: DNA-binding transcription factor activity, RNA polymerase II-specific; RNA polymerase II cis-regulatory region sequence-specific DNA binding.